Zootoca vivipara (common lizard) is the source of this 792-nucleotide messenger RNA. It is a transcript of the gene MIP, whose product is annotated as major intrinsic protein of lens fiber. NCBI's taxonomy places the organism in Eukaryota, Metazoa, Chordata, Lepidosauria, Squamata, Lacertidae. Gene Ontology annotation, biological process: transmembrane transport; water transport. Gene Ontology annotation, molecular function: water channel activity. Gene Ontology annotation, cellular component: plasma membrane; apical plasma membrane. The record is from RefSeq and is a predicted model, not a curated record.
AUGUGGGAGGCGCGUUCCUCCUCCUUCUGGAGGGCUGUCUUUGCCGAGUUCUUCGGCACCAUGAUCUAUGUCUUUUUCGGCCUGGGGGCCUCGCUACGUUGGGUGGUCGGCCCCCUGAACGUUCUGUUGGUGGCCCUGGCUUUCGGCUUGGUGGCGGCCACCAUGGUGCAGUCUCUAGGCCACGUGAGCGGAGCACACAUCAACCCAGCCGUCACCAUUGCCUUCCUGCUGGGCUCGCAGCUCUCCCUGUUCCGCGCCGUCUUCUACCUGGUUGCCCAGCUGCUGGGAGGAGUGGCCGGCGCAGCCGUGCUUUACGGAGUCACGCCAGCAGCGUUGCGGGGUAACCUGGCACUCAACACGAUACACCCCAGUGUAAAUGUAAGCCAAGCUACAGUCGUGGAGAUCUUCUUGACCUUACAGUUUGUCCUCUGCAUCUUCGCCACCUAUGACGAGAGACGUAAUGGGCGCAUGGGAUCUGUAGCGUUGGCUGUGGGAUUCUCCCUCACUCUUGGACACCUCUUUGGGAUGUACUUCACAGGAGCUGGCAUGAAUCCUGCCCGAUCCUUCGCCCCUGCUGUCAUCACCCGCAAUUUCACCAACCACUGGGUGUAUUGGGUUGGACCAAUUGUUGGCGGUGUGAUGGGCGGCUUCCUCUACGACUUCAUCCUCUUCCCCCGGAUGCGCGGGGUCAAAGAGCGCAUGUCUGUCCUCAAAGGUGACCGGCCAGCUGAAACCAGCGCCCCGCCAGAGCCUCCUGGGGAACCUGUGGAGCUGAAGACGCAAGCACUAUAA